GAGGACAACGAGCCCGACAACGAGGGCUGCAACCUGAGCUGCCUGGUAGCCAUCGGCCGCCUGCACCCCCACAUCGUCCCCCAACCCAGCCUGGCAGACAUCAGGGUGAAGCCCACAGAGUACGUCUCCCGACACGCCAUCGACGGCAAGUUUGUCUUCGUCGACCAGAGAGCCACCGCCAUCCUCGCCUACCUGCCCCAGGAGCUGCUGGGAACCUCCUUCUACGAGUAUUUCCACCAGGAUGACAUCGGCCACCUGGCAGAGUGCCACAGACAAGUGCUGCAGAUGAGAGAGAAGAUUAACACCAACUGUUACAAAUUCAAGAUCAAAGACGGCUCCUUCAUCACGCUGAGGAGCCGAUGGUUCAGCUUCAUGAACCCCUGGACCAAGGAGGUGGAGUACAUCGUCUCCACCAACACCGUCGUGUCGUGUCCAAUGAUGGAGGGAUCAGACUACCCUCAGUCUGCUGUCUCACCGCAGAGUAUGGACAGUGUUCUCACCUCAGAGGGUGGAGGAAGGCGGGCGCUGCAGACGGUCCCCGGUAUCCCCGGCGGCACAAGAGCGGGAGCCGGCAAGAUCGGACGCAUGAUUGCAGAGGAAGUGAUGGAGAUCCAGAGGUGA
Molecule: messenger RNA, 621 nt
Organism: Plectropomus leopardus (leopard coralgrouper)
Lineage: Eukaryota; Metazoa; Chordata; Actinopteri; Perciformes; Serranidae
Source: RefSeq, a predicted model, not a curated record